This is a messenger RNA of Paralichthys olivaceus (Japanese flounder), 3029 nucleotides long. Lineage: Eukaryota; Metazoa; Chordata; Actinopteri; Pleuronectiformes; Paralichthyidae. The record is from RefSeq and is a predicted model, not a curated record.
AUGGCGCUGGAGAACUCUGUCUUCCCCUCCCGCCCAGAAUCCCUCUCGCUACCCGUGGAGGAGAAGGGGGAAGGGGAAGAGGUGGAGGUGGCCACGGAGGCCACCGCCUCCACGGAAGUCUUCAACCUAUCGGAGGAGCUGGGCCACGUCGUCACCACAGAGACUGCGGCAUCCCCUCCGCCCUCAGUAAAGGUCAACAGGUCGUUCCAGGCCAAGCUGGCCGAGCGGGAGGCGAAAGCCAAUGAGCCCAGGAAGAAGACGCAGGGGGCGGAGAAGGAGAGGGGACGAUUCGGGUGGGCUCGGACUCGGCGCAAGAGGCAGCGUUACGUGGAGAAAAAUGGUCGAUGCAACGUGCAGCACGGUAACAUGCGGGAGACUUACCGCUACCUGACGGACAUCUUCACCACGCUGGUGGACCUCAACUGGCGCUGCUCACUCUUCGUCUUCGUCAUGGCCUAUGCCGUCACAUGGCUCUUCUUCGGGGCCAUCUGGUACCUCAUAGCCUACUGCAGGGGUGAUCUGGACCAUCUGGAGGAUGAGACGUGGACACCGUGCGUCAACAAUGUCAACGGCUUCAUCUCGGCCUUCCUCUUCUCCAUCGAGACAGAGACCACCAUUGGCUACGGCCACCGGGUCAUCACUGACCAGUGCCCGGUGGGCACCAUGCUGCUGCUGCUGCAAGCCAUACUGGGAUCAAUGGUCAACGCCUUCAUGGUGGGCUGCAUGUUUGUGAAGAUCUCGCAGCCAAACAAACGAGCCGAGACGCUGGUGUUCUCCAAGCACGCCGUCAUCUCUCUGAGGGACGACAAGCUCUGUCUGAUGUUCAGAGUUGGCGACCUGCGCAGCUCCCACAUAGUCGGAGCCAACAUGAGGGCCAAGCUCAUCAAGUCCAAACAGACUCAGGAAGGUGAGUUCAUCCCUCUGGACCAGACAGACAUCAGCGUGGGCUUCGAGACAGGCGAUGACCGCCUCUUCCUCGUCUCUCCGCUGGUGAUCUCACAUGAGAUCGACACACAUUCGCCUUUCUGGGACAUGUCUCAGGCCCAGCUGGAGAAGGAGGACUUUGAGAUUGUGGUCAUCCUGGAGGGGAUGGUGGAGGCCACAGGGAUGACGUGCCAGGCGAGGAGCUCCUAUCUGGCGGAGGAGGUGUUGUGGGGUCACAGGUUCAGCCCGAUGAUGUCUCUGGCUGAGGGUUUCUUUGAUGUCGACUACGGAGCUUUUCAUCACACGUUUGAGGUGAACACGCCCUCCUGCUCAGCGCAAGAGCUCUCAAUGGCUGCGGCCAGACUUGACGCUCAUCUCUACUGGUCCAUCUCCAGCAGGCUGGAUGAGGAGCCCACUCUGGCCAACGAGGAGGCCAAGCAGCCGGACAGCGGCUCGGCCAACGGCAAAGGAGGGGAGCCCACCUUCAUUGUCGGGGAGAUGACUGACAUUCAGGAGCAAUCAGGACUGGGCGAGCUAAAUGGCAGCGUCGCCACUGACCAAUCAGAAUCAGAAGCCUAGAACAGAGAAUGUUUACAAAGACCUUCAGUAUAUCACCACCACACCACAGUUAGUGUUUGCAGAUCUUUUAUUUCAAGGCAAAAUGAGUAGUUUAGACUCAGUUCUGCAGUAUACGCCAUAUCUUAUGUUACCACAAUUUUAUUUCUUGAUACUUUUGUCUUUUAUUUCUAUGUUGAUCUUUGUUACAAUUGUAUUGUAUGUGUGCUCUUCUCAAUAUGUUGUGUUAGCUAAAAUCACCCUUGCCUAUAUCUACAUUUAAAUGACAAUACUAUGCUUCAGGUGGGGUCAACAAUAGUAUAUCCAGAGGAGCAGAAUGUUUUUAACAGACAGACGUCAUUUGUCUUGUUGGACCAAAAGGUUCACAUGUGCAGAAUUAAAUGUACGGAUUGUUUAAAUAUAAUAUUUAAAAUAGGUACACAUUAUUUUCACCUAAGCACAAAUAUCACUAGAUAGUAUUGAGAUAUAAAGUAAAAUUGUAGAGACCUCAGCUUUGUUUAGAUGCAAACGUUGUUCAUAGUUUUAUUCCAUAGAUUGUAUAUAAAGAUGGACGAUGUGUCACAGAAAUUAAGCCAAAAAUAUCUUGUAUACAAGUGCCGCCAUUGUGCGCUAUUUACGUCAUUUGGAGCCAGAGUUGUCAGCCGAUACAUGAGGUCGACAAGUUGUGAGUCAGUCUCAGCUGUCAAUCAUCAUCACCCAGUUUUUAUAGCCUAAAAUCCAAAAUAUAAAAUAAUAUUUCUGAUACAGCAAACAUGCACUCGACCAACUGAGAUUCCCUCAGCUGUCAAUCAUGGUGUUCCACUGUGUUUUAUUAGCAUAAUUAACUAACUGUGAAAACUAAAAUGACGUAUAAGUUUGGUCCAUGUCCCAUCCACUAACAUGGAAGAGGCUGGGUUUAUGACCUAUACUGCAGCCAGCCACCAGGGGGCAAUCAAGAACACUUGGCUUCACUUUUGCUGAGCUGUCAUGUUGUCCAUGUUUAUAUACAGUGUAUGAUUUAUUCUACAUUAAUCCGACGUUAACAGGGUGGGGAACGAACACUAGCCAAAACUGUCAACUCUGCGAGAAUCUUAAUUGAGCCACAAACCAUUUAAAACGUUGAAUAGAAACAUUUGGAAAGAGAAUCCAGUGAAUUGCGGCCUGUGGACAACAAAGCCGGUUCCCUGCCCGGAGUAUAAACACGUGUGAUCAUCAGGAGACACAGAGUAUUAUGUUUGUUAAUAACACUAAUAUAGAUUUGCUGACACUCCUCACUGCACUCAGCACAUUAUGGUGAGUAGGAUCUAAAACCUUUAACAUAGAGACAGGUUGUAACAUUCGAGUGUGUCUGUGGCUUUGUUUCACGUAAGAUGUGUGUAGCACAAGGAUUAUCUAUCUUUUGUCCCCAGCCAAGUAGAAAUUAAAAGCACAACAGUGUCCUGCUCAAACGCCUGCUUCUGCUGCUGUGUAUAUAUACAUGUGGCCAUUUUUACUUGAUGUUUUUAAUAUUAAAUAUAAUACAUUGAUUAGAAUUAAUAAACUAUAAUAUA